Molecule: messenger RNA, 2920 nt
Organism: Artibeus jamaicensis (Jamaican fruit-eating bat)
Lineage: Eukaryota; Metazoa; Chordata; Mammalia; Chiroptera; Phyllostomidae
Gene: SEC14L1
Product: SEC14 like lipid binding 1
Exons: 18
Coding region: 267-2426 (719 amino acids)
Biological process (GO): negative regulation of RIG-I signaling pathway
Cellular component (GO): cytosol; cytoplasm
Molecular function (GO): RIG-I binding
Source: RefSeq, a predicted model, not a curated record
GCCCCCUCCCCCGCCCACUCCCCGGAACCGGUGGCGGAGCUGCAGCCGAGGGCAGUGGGACGGCGACGGCACCGCUGAGCCACCAGGAUGAGCUUCUCCGGACGCCCCGCGCCCCGAGCCCCGCUCCCCUGACAGAGACUUUGGGCUCCUUGAGGACAUUCCCUUUCUGCUUGGAGUCUCCCUUCACUCUACUCAGCGUGGAAUAACGUUCUUAAUGAUUAUCCCCUGCAGGACAGGUGCGACAGGAUUGCUGUUAUAUCCCAAUCAUGGUGCAGAAAUACCAGUCACCAGUGAGGGUGUAUAAACACCCCUUUGAAUUAAUUAUGGCUGCCUACGAAAGGAGGUUCCCUACCUGCCCUCUGAUUCCGAUGUUCGUGGACAGCGACAUUGUGAACGAAUUCCGGAGCGAGGACGGGGCGAUUCACGUGGUGGAAAGACGCUGCAAGCUGGACAUCGAUGCGCCCAGGCUGCUGAAAAAGAUCGCGGGAGUUGACUACGUUUAUUUUGUCCAGAAGAACUCACUGAACGCUCGAGAGCGCACUUUGCACAUCGAGGCCCACAACGAGACGUUCGCCAACCGGGUGGUCAUUAAGGAGCACUGCUGCUACACCGUUCACCCUGAAAAUGAAGAUUGGACCUGCUUCGAACAGUCUGCAAGUUUAGACAUCAAGUCUUUCUUUGGCUUUGAAAGUACAGUGGAGAAAAUCGCAAUGAAGCAGUACACCAGCAACAUUAAAAAAGGAAAAGAAAUAAUUGAAUACUACCUUCACCAGUUGGAAGAGGAAGGCAUAACGUUCGUGCCCCGCUGGGCCCCGCCCCCGCUCGUACCCUCUGCCGAGACGUCCGCCUCGUGCAGGAAACAAGCGGCGGUGCUGGCCGUCGUGGUCCCGGAGGCUGCGCAGAAGGAAGGGCUGAGCAGCGAGGCCCUCGGCAGCGCGAGCGGGGCCGCCGAGCCCGCCGUGGGGACCCCCGACGACAAACUGGACGCCGACUACAUCAAGAGGUACCUGGGCGACCUGACCCCCCUGCAGGAGAGCUGCCUGAUCCGGCUUCGCCAGUGGCUCCAGGAAACGCACAAGGGCAAAAUCCCAAAAGAUGAGCAUAUUCUCCGAUUCCUGCGUGCCCGGGACUUCAACAUUGACAAGGCGCGAGAGGUCAUGUGCCAGUCCCUGACCUGGCGGAAGCAGCACCAGGUGGACUACAUCCUGGACACCUGGCGCCCGCCCCAGGUCCUGCAGGACUACUACGCGGGGGGCUGGCACCACCACGACAAAGAUGGGCGGCCCCUCUAUGUGCUGCGGCUGGGGCAGAUGGACACCAAAGGCCUGGUGAGAGCCCUCGGAGAGGAGGCCCUGCUGAGAUACGUGCUCUCCAUCAACGAAGAGGGGCUCAGGCGCUGCGAGGAGAACACCAAGGUCUUCGGCCGGCCCAUCAGCUCGUGGACCUGCCUGGUGGACCUGGAGGGGCUGAACAUGCGCCACCUGUGGAGACCCGGCGUGAAGGCCCUGCUGCGCAUCAUCGAGGUGGUGGAGGCCAACUACCCCGAGACGCUGGGCCGUCUGCUGAUCCUGCGGGCCCCCCGCGUGUUCCCCGUCCUCUGGACGCUGGUCAGCCCGUUCAUCGACGACAACACCAGGAGGAAGUUCCUCAUUUACGCGGGGAAUGACUACCAGGGCCCCGGCGGCCUGCUGGACUACAUCGACAAGGAGAUCAUCCCCGACUUCCUGGGCGGAGAGUGCAUGUGUGAAGUGCCAGAGGGCGGCCUGGUCCCCAAGUCCCUGUACCGGACUGCGGAGGAGCUGGAGAACGAGGACCUCAAGCUCUGGACCGAGACCAUCUACCAGUCCGCCAGCGUGUUCAAAGGAGCCCCGCACGAGAUUCUCAUUCAGAUUGUGGACGCCUCUUCAGUGAUCACCUGGGAUUUUGACGUGUGUAAAGGGGACAUCGUCUUCAACAUCUAUCACUCCAAGAGGUCCCCGCAGCCUCCCAAGAAGGACUCGCUGGGGGCGCACAGCAUCACUUCCCCGGGAGGGAACAACGUGCAGCUGAUAGACAGGGCCUGGCAGCUGGGCCGGGACUACAGCAUGGUGGAGUCGCCCCUGACCUGCAAGGAAGGGGAGAGCGUGCAGGGCUCCCACGUGACGAGGUGGCCGGGCUUCUACAUCCUGCAGUGGAAGUUCCACAGCAUGCCGGCCUGCGCUGCCACCAGCCUGCCCCGCGUGGACGAUGUGCUGGCCUCGCUGCAGGUGUCCUCUCACAAGUGCAAAGUGAUGUACUACACCGAAGUGAUCGGGUCCGAGGAUUUCAGAGGCUCGAUGACCAGCCUGGAGUCCAGCCACAGCGGCUUCUCCCAGCUGAGUGCCGCCACCACCACCUCCAGCCAGUCCCACUCCAGCUCCACGGUUUCCAGAUGGCGAUUUUGCUGACCGCUGCCAGGAAACCGCUUCCCUCAACAGUGCACAGCGGCCCAGGGACGUUUGUAGAGCUGAGUCUCAGCCAGCCCCUCCCCCAGUCAGAAGAUCUGGUCUUUUUAAGUUGAUUUGGAAGCGGCCCUGUUUUUAAGGGUUCAGAGCACAGGACAUGCUGAUGCCCGAGGGUUGCUCACGCAUCGCUCGGCCGCUCUCCUGGGGCGGGAGCCGCGCGUGGCCUCGGUGGCGCGGGCGAGCCCGUCCGCCCUCUCGGGGCCCGCACACCUUCAGUAGCUGCGGUCCUCCUGCCUUUCCCAGCGCUAGUGAGUCCUGGGUGUCCCCUCCGCGAUGAUGAGUGUCUUCAUUCACUUUCCCCCAAGCACAUCAUUUACACGUCAGAUUCUGUAAAUGUUUUGUAAACAUAUUACCUCACUCUUGGUAAUACAAUACUGAUAGUCUUUACAAGAUUUUUUUAUUGUUAUCAAUAAUAAAUGUGAACCGUUUGAAGAAAA